Marchantia polymorpha subsp. ruderalis is the source of this 2594-nucleotide messenger RNA. NCBI's taxonomy places the organism in Eukaryota, Viridiplantae, Streptophyta, Marchantiopsida, Marchantiales, Marchantiaceae. The record is from the annotation of a GenBank genome assembly.
GCAAGUCGGUCAGUUGCAGCCAGUCGUCGACUGGUCGUGCCCGUCGAAUGGUCUCUCCCGCCGGACCCUGCCGACAGUGGGAAGGCCCACUUCGACACACGACACAAGCCACAGACGGCUGCACCAGAUCGUCAGAAGCCUGCCGCCGGCACCUGUCGCCGGGAGCUAUGAGUUGCAGCAGCCGCAGAGAACACUGUCCCUCAGAGUGGAAGUGAAAUUUAUGAAGAAAGGAAGCACGAAAUAAUGAAUGCUGAGGAAGGGAAGGGGAUGGGAAGGGGUGAGGAUGAAGAUGAAUGCGUGAGGAGGAGGAGGAUCGUCCGAGUGAGAUGAUCUUGGCACCAUUCCGGUCGAGAGGACGGCUACACAGGAGCUGCUCUGCAAAUGCUGCAGUUGUGACCGCCUGUUGGAUGGGAUUCUCCUCGGCUCUCUUUCCCGAGCCUUCCAGCUUGUUACGGUGAGAGGAAGAUUGGUUCUGCUGUCACGCAGUGGCUUUCUCGCUCUCAGAACAUAUCGGGAUCAGCAGGGAAGCGGUUUGGAUUUACAAAAACCGAAUUCUGUGGAGAAACAGACUUGAAGCAGUGAUCUUGAUUAGGAUUAGCAGUAGGAGGAAGAGAAAGAGGAAGGGUUGUUGAACCGAGGUUUAGAACGCGUGUAUGUUCAUUGUAAAACGCUGCAGCUUCAGGCGACUUGAUUCAGUCCCACGUUGUGAUGUGAAGCUCACAGUAGAUUAUUAUAAUCGCCAGGGGCGGGAAUUCAGAUGUAAGGUCAAGCCCACUUUGCUGAGAGGAAAGUGCUUGAAAGCAUACGUCUUGGCUCCUCUUGUGAGGCUUCGUGGUUGUGUUGCGAGUCAGAUAGACAACGGAUUUGUGAGGUCUUACUUUGAGCCUCGAUUCAGCAGCAUUGCGGGCAUAAUGACUUGGGCCUGCCCAAGAUGUACGUUUCUGAAUCAAGGAAAGAUUGCUGUGUGUAAUAUCUGCUCCUACGACAAUCCUCAGCCGGUUGAGGAUGCUGGUCCGGAAUGGUCUUGUCCUUCUUGCACAUAUUUGAAUCUGUUCGUUGAAUCUGCUUGUGAUAUGUGUAAUACCGCAAGACCGGAGCUAGACGAAUUGGAAAGGAAGGAUAUAGGAGAAAAUGGUCCAAGGCCUACGAGUAAAUUCAGGCCUCUACGAAGCAAUCAAAGAGGCAAGGCUGACAAGGAACAACUUUCUGAGGCCACAGAUUCUAAUGCAGCGACUCCGAUUAUUACUGAUCUGCAUUCUUUCCUGAAGCCAUCCGAUAUGCUCUCUCGAAAACGUAAGGCAGUAGACGACGAAGAUGGUUCCAAGGUCAGUGAUAUGGAGGGAUGUACAACAUCCAGGGACAGAAAUGCUACAGGAGAUGGGGAAUUGUCUAAUAACUUGCUUGGAGAACUACAUAUGGAGAGGAUGGCUAGACUCAACAACCUUAUGAAAAGCAGUCAGCAAACUUCUGCUGAAGCUUCUGGAAUGGCCUCGGAUUCCCAAAUGCGGAGGGGGUCAGAGAAAAGUGCACCCCCCAGUUCAACAAACAACACGGAUACUAUUGUUAUUUUGAGUUAUAAUGUGUGGUUUCGGGAGGACCUUGAGUUGCACGGAAGAAUGAAUGCCAUUGGAAAUAUCAUUCUGCAACAUCAGCCUCACGUGAUCUGCUUUCAGGAGGUGACUACCAAUAUAUAUAGCAUAUUUCAGAGGUCAAGUUGGUGGAAACUCUAUCAGUGUUCUGUUCCACCUGCUCAAUCAUCCAAGCGAGCGUAUUUUUGUAUGCAGAUGAUCAGAUUACCUGUUCUGAAUUUUCAUCGGAAUCCCUUCAAUAAUUCAGUAAUGGGACGAGAGCUGUGCAUGGCCGACAUGGAUGAUGGUCAUGGAGAACAACUUGUGGUUGCCACUUCACACUUAGAAAGCCCUUGUCCUGCACCACCGACAUGGAAUCAGAUGUUCAGUAAAGAACGAGUGGCCCAAGCCAAUGAGGCUUUAAAUUUUAUGAAAGAUAUGCCAAAUGUGGUUUUUGGUGGUGACAUGAACUGGGAUGACAAAACGGAUGGUGCACCUCCACUUCCUAAAGGAUGGUUUGAUCCAUGGUUGAAGCUUCACCCUACUCAGCCAGGGUUGACAUAUGACAGCAAAGCGAACUUGAUGCUCACUGGGAGUCGCCUGCAGAAACGAAUCGAUCGUUUUUUUUGUCAUCUACAAAACUUCAAAGUGGACAGUCUUGAGAUGGUUGGAACACAACCAAUUCCAGGUUUAACCUACCAAAAGGAGCGGAAGGUGAAGAGAGAAGUUCAGAUGCAAACUCUGCCAGUAUACCCAAGUGAUCACUUUGGCCUUCUUCUCAAGUUGCAGAGGCUUCAACCAUGAUCUCUUGUGAUCAAUAGCUUGAUUGCAAUGUAGGUAUUAUCCGUAGUCUUAAAAUACCGAGGGAUUGAAUCAAUUUUGUACAUGAGAAGAGGUUAGUGGUAGGAUUCUUGUAUGCGGUGAACUUCCUCCCGUUUUCAAUGGAAGCACUUCUAGGAUUCACCGGAAGUGUACAACGUUUUGAGAUGACUUGAUGGUCAUCAUUCUAUGAACAUUUGGGUGCAG